Molecule: messenger RNA, 2968 nt
Organism: Sciurus carolinensis (gray squirrel)
Lineage: Eukaryota; Metazoa; Chordata; Mammalia; Rodentia; Sciuridae
Gene: Slc43a3
Product: solute carrier family 43 member 3
Exons: 13
Coding region: 602-2077 (491 amino acids)
Biological process (GO): transmembrane transport
Molecular function (GO): transmembrane transporter activity
Source: RefSeq, a predicted model, not a curated record
CGCGGGCCGGGCGGGGCCGAGGGCCGCGCGACCCCGCGGGCGGCGCCUCUGCGGGGAGGGCGAGCGCUCGGGGCCCGGGACUGGCCGCGGGGCUCCGUGCAAGUUGACAGGUGUGCGGAGGGCGGCGGGGACCAGGCGUGGAAGCCCGAGGCAAGGCUCGUGUCGGGAGCCGGGGUAUUUUGGGCGUUCGUGUGGCCUGCGCUGUGACUAACAGCCCUGUGACCUUGGACAAGUUCACGAAGUCCCUUGAAACUUUGGUGCCCGUAAACUGAAGAUAACGACCCUUCAGCUCUGCGGGUGGCGGUGAGAAUUUGUAGGCUCUGUGUAAAGUCCCCUGCACCUGGUCCCCAGGGGCUGUCACUGUCUUCAGUGGACGCUCCUCGGAAUGAGCACAGGAGUUCCUGCUUGGGCUGCUUUGGGAUCCAGAGAAUCAUCCUCUGUUGGGUUUUGCCCAAGCCCCAAACAGUUGGAACCAGAGAGCUCCUUGAAGGAAAGGGCCUGCCAAAGGAAUUUUCCAAGUGGGUUCACACCAGGACCUGCGGCUCCUGUGGUCAGUCCGGGAGGACAAAGUGGGACUUGAGGAUUUGCUCCACCUGGGGCCAUGGCAGGGCCGGGCCUGCCCCUCCGUGUGGCCACCCUUCUGACGGGGCUGCUGGAAUGCCUUGGCUUUGCGGGUGUCCUCUUUGGCUGGGCUUCGCUAGUGUUUGUCUUCAAAACAGAGCAUUACUUUGAGGAGCUAUGUGAACCAGAAGCUGGGCUCCUGAGCAACACCACAGGGCAAGCUGACUGCAAAGCCCAGGACGAGAGAUUCUCUCUCAUCUUCACCCUGGCAUCCUUCAUGAACAACUUCAUGACGUUCCCCACUGGCUACAUCUUUGACCGUUUUAAGACCACUGUGGCUCGCCUCUUAGCCAUAUUUUUCUACACCAGCGCCACUCUGACCAUAGCCUUCACCUCUGCAGGCUCAGCUUGGCUGCUCUUCCUGGCCAUGCCCGCGCUCACCAUCGGGGGAAUCCUGUUUCUCAUCACCAACCUGCAGAUUGGGAACCUAUUUGGCAAACACCGUUCCACCAUCAUCACCCUCUACAAUGGAGCAUUUGACUCUUCCUCUGCAGUCUUUCUCAUCAUCAAGCUUCUUUAUGAACAGGACAUCAGCCUUAGGGCCUCCUUCAUCUUCCUGUCUGCAUGCAGUGUCUGGCAUGUUGGGCGUACUUUCCUCCUGAUGCCUCGGGGGCACAUCCCCUACCCACUGCCCCCCAACUACAGCUACGGCCUGUGUUCUGGGCGUGGUUCCAGAAAGGAAGAGAAGAAAACAGCUGAGCCCGAAAACAGGGAGCUGCAGUCAAGCGAGUGUCUGUCACCAAAGGGAGAGAGUCCAGGACCCGGGCAGCAGCAGAAACUCCGUUCUUUCUGGAGCUACGCUUUCUCUCGGCGGUUCGCCUGGCACAUGGUGUGGCUGUCUGUGAUACAGCUGUGGCACUACCUCUUCAUCGGCACGCUCAACUCUCUGCUGACCAACUUGGCGGGCAGGGACAGGACACAGGUCAGCACCUACACAAACGCCUUUGCCAUCACUCAGUUCUUUGGAGUGCUCUGUGCCCCCUGGAACGGUCUGCUCAUGGACCGGCUGAGACAGAGGUACCUGAAGGAAGCAAAAAGGACAGGUUCCUCCGCCGCAGCUGCGGCCCUCUCCUCUGCAGUGCCUUCGCUGGCCCUGACAUCUCUGCUGUGCCUGGGCUUUGCCCUCUGUGCCUCCAUCCCUGUCCUCUCCCUCCAGUACGUCACCUUCAUCCUGCAGGUGAUCAGCCGCUCCUUCCUCUAUGGGGGCAAUGCUGCCUUCCUCACUCUCGCGUUCCCUUCAGAGCACUUUGGCAAGCUCUUUGGGCUGGUGAUGGCCCUGUCGGCCAUUGUGUCCCUGCUGCAGUUCCCCAUCUUCACCCUCAUCAAAGGUCCCCUCCAGAACAACCCCUUAUAUGUGAAUGUGGUGCUGCUGCUUGCCACUCUUCUGACGUUCGUCCAUCCCUUCCUGGUGUACCGGGAGUGCCAAGCCUGGAAGGAAAACCCCUCUAAACCAUGAGCUCGGAAUCCCUCACCUGUCAGCCCUGAGGAUGCUUUUCCUCACCUUUCCCUGCCUUUGAGGACCCUGUGUCUGCGGACCUUGCCUACCUAGGCUACUGUAUUAAGUAGUCAUUAAUUUUUUUCUAAAAAAAGGAGGGGGAAAUAGAGACAUGUUUAACUGCUCACCAGGUUUCUGAUCAGCAAGGAAAGAAUCUCAGUUGCCAGUGGAUCGAUAGUGUACAAACCCAAGGCAAAGGCAUGUGGAUGUUCUCCUUGGUUUCAAAGCAGGAGGUGACUGACUCUCUGCAUGACUUUGGCAGACCCUCGAGAGCAAGAGGGGUGAUAUGGGGAGGGGGGUUUGUCACCUGCUUCUUUAGGUCCGUUGGUCCUGAAGCUUACCUGUGUUGGAGCCUCUGCUGCCAGGUACAUUUCCAGGUAAAGUGUGAGGUCAUCAUGGCCUAUACCCUGGCAUUUAGGUGCUGCAGCAGACCUAGCUUUCCCUCUGAAACACUUCUUGGUUGGAGAACUCUCCAUGAGCUUCAGGGGAAAGAGGAGCAGACAGAGGUCCCUGGGCCUAAGUCCUGGCUCUGCCUCUCAUGCUGGAUGAGCUUGGGCUGCCCUUCUCGGGUCUGAGCAUCACUUUUUCCAUGUGUAAAAUGAGAGUGUGUUGGAGUUCAAGGUUCUUUCUGGAGCUAAUGUCCUGGAAAGUCUUAGGAACAGUGACAGGGAGUCCAACUGCCCAAGGACCUUAGAAACCAGCUGACCCCCUUGCCAGAAGGAUGUCUGGUGAACCCUCUGGGGAUGUUUUCCUCUUCAGGAAGGGGGAUAGUUAUUUACUUUUAUGGCAUCUUAUAAAACAUUUCUAUGUGGGAUAAUUUUAUAGAAAAUAAAGACUUUGUGUCUAAGACCA